AUGCAAUAUCUUGCCCCAUUUUUCUACUUUUUCUCAAAUGUCGCCGUUCUCGCGCCCAACACCUAUACACCCUCCCCACCCAAAACUGCUGUUGGAUACGAAUUCGGACAGACCUUCUCCUACUAUCAACUUGUAUUCUUGGCAAUAAUGGUUUCAAUGGGAAUAACUCGAUGUUUGAUGACAAUAGAGAAAGAGGAUACACCAGAGAGAAGAGUCCGUCCGAAGAGACAUAUGACGUUUUGUCUCGUUUUUGGAAUUGGAUGUGCAGUCGUGCAGUUGGCAAUGCUCUUUUGGUUUGAGCCCCCGUCGCAGAUCCGCUACACGAUCAGCACCUUACUGGAAUUUUUACAAGUCUUGGUGUUCACAUGGUUCGGAAUGGAGUACUGUAUGACGUGUUCUGUUGAAUAUAAUUGGCUAAUUAUCCCAACUAUAAUUACGUGCUCAUUGACAUAUUAUGGAUUCAAAAGGAUUGGUCGAGUUGAAUACUACAGUCUAUAUCUCAUCUGGAAUAUGUGCAUAUUCUCUGGACUACUCGAGUUAUGGCUCAUGUGGCGGAAUGGUGUAGUGAAUAGCUUCAUUUAUGAUAUUUCCAUGGAUAAUAUUAGGAAUAGUGAUGAAGAUGAUGACGAACGGCGUAUUAAUUGUUCUAAAUUUGAUUUUUAG
Molecule: messenger RNA, 663 nt
Organism: Caenorhabditis remanei
Lineage: Eukaryota; Metazoa; Nematoda; Chromadorea; Rhabditida; Rhabditidae
Exons: 3
Coding region: 1-663 (220 amino acids)
Source: RefSeq, a predicted model, not a curated record